Glycine soja is the source of this 3658-nucleotide messenger RNA. RefSeq names its product probable leucine-rich repeat receptor-like protein kinase At1g35710. Gene Ontology annotation, molecular function: protein kinase activity; ATP binding; protein binding. Gene Ontology annotation, biological process: hormone-mediated signaling pathway; protein phosphorylation. The record is from RefSeq and is a predicted model, not a curated record. The transcript has 2 exons. Bases 55 to 3390 code for a protein of 1111 amino acids. Lineage: Eukaryota; Viridiplantae; Streptophyta; Magnoliopsida; Fabales; Fabaceae. Gene Ontology annotation, cellular component: plasma membrane.
AGCAAUUCUCCUCCAGUUGAUAGGAUUAGACAAUAGGUGAUUGAAAUUUUCCGCAUGGUGUUCAUAUUUCCAACGCUUCUGUCCAUGAAGCUCCAACCAUUUUGGCUGCUUCUUGUAACGUGUUUUUGUGCAUUUGCAAUGGCCUCUCCUCCUUCUUAUGAUGCCUUUGCUUCUUCUGAGAUUGCCACAGAAGCAAAUGCUUUGCUGAAAUGGAAAGCCAGCCUUGACAACCAAAGUCAAGCUUCUCUCUCUUCAUGGACCGGCAAUAAUCCUUGCAAUUGGCUUGGAAUUUCAUGUCAUGACUCCAAUUCUGUUUCCAACAUAAACCUUACAAAUGUUGGAUUAAGAGGUACGUUUCAAAGUCUUAACUUCUCAUUACUUCCAAACAUCCUCUUUCUGAAUAUGAGCCACAACUUUUUGUCUGGAAGUAUUCCUCCUCAAAUUGAUGCCUUGUCCAAUCUCAACACUCUUGACUUGUCCACUAAUAAUCUCUCUGGUAGCAUUCCCAGUAGCAUUGGUAAUCUGUCCAAACUUUCAUAUCUUAAUCUUCGUACAAAUGAUCUCUCUGGGACUAUUCCUUCUGAAAUAACACAGUUGAUUGACCUUCAUGCAUUGUUGCUGGGUGAAAAUAAUAUCAGUGGAUCCCUUCCUCAAGAAAUAGGUAGAUUGAGGAAUCUGAGAAUACUUGAUACUCAUUUGUCCAAUCUCACAGGGACAAUCCCAAUCUCUAUAGAAAAGUUAAACAAUUUGUCUUAUCUAGAUUUAGGAUUCAACAACCUUUCUGGCAACAUUCCUCGGGGGAUUUGGCAUAUGGACCUAAAGUUUUUGUCAUUUGCAGAUAAUAAUUUCAAUGGUUCCAUACCCGAAGAAAUUGGGAUGUUGGAAAAUGUAAUACAUCUUGAUAUGAGGCAAUGCAAUUUCAACGGGUCCAUUCCUCGUGAAAUUGGGAAGUUGGUUAACCUCAAGAUUCUAUAUCUUGGAGGUAAUGAUUUUUCUGGUUCCAUUCCUCGUGAAAUUGGUUUUUUGAAACAACUUGGUGAACUUGGUUUGUCUAAUAACUUUCUCUCUGGUAAAAUUCCCUCUACAAUUGGAAACUUGAGCAGUUUAAAUUAUCUUUACCUUUAUGGAAACAGCUUAUCUGGUUCUAUCCCGGAUGAAGUGGGAAAUCUCCAUUCACUUUCCACAAUCCAACUGUUGGCCAACAACCUCUCUGGAUCAAUCCCGGCUUCCAUAGGUAACUUGAUCAAUUUGAACUCUAUUCGCCUUGAUGGAAAUAAACUCUCUGGAUCCAUUCCUUCCACUAUUGGAAAUUUAACAAACCUCAAGGAAUUAACUUUAUUUGAUAAUCAACUUAGUGGCAAGAUUCCAACAGAAUUCAACAGGCUCACUGCUCUGAAAAAUUUGCAGCUAGCUGCUAAUAAUUUUGUUGGCCAUUUACCUCGCAACGUUUGCAUUGGUGGAAAGUUGGUAAAUUUUACCGCUAGUAAUAACAACUUCACAGGCCCAAUUCCAAAGAGUUUGAAAAAUUGCUCCAGCCUUGUGAGAGUCAGGCUUCAACAAAACCAACUAACGGGUGAUAUAACAGAUGCUUUUGGUGUACUUCCAAACUUGGACUUCAUCGAAUUGAGUGACAAUAAUUUUUAUGGUCACCUUUCACCUAAUUGGGGAAAGUUUGGUAGCCUCACAAGCCUCAAGAUCUCCAACAAUAAUUUAUCAGGUGUAAUACCACCAGAACUAGGUGGGGCAACCAAAUUAGAACAGCUUCACCUGUUCUCAAACCAUCUUACAGGAAACAUUCCACAAGAUUUAUGUAACUUGACCUUGUUUGAUCUUUCACUCAACAACAAUAAUCUUACAGGAAAUGUUCCCAAAGAAAUAGCAUCAAUGCAGAAACUUCGAACUUUGAAGCUUGGAUCAAAUAAUUUGUCUGGCUUAAUCCCAAAACAACUUGGAAAUUUGCUCUAUUUAUUGGACAUGAGUCUGAGCCAAAAUAAAUUUCAGGGAAAUAUUCCUUCAGAGCUUGGCAAACUGAAAUUUCUUACAAGUCUUGAUCUUAGUGGAAAUUCUUUGAGAGGAACAAUACCUUCAACGUUUGGAGAAUUAAAAAGUUUAGAAACAUUGAAUCUCUCUCACAAUAAUCUUUCAGGUGAUCUCUCUAGCUUUGAUGAUAUGAUAAGCUUGACAUCUAUUGAUAUAUCAUACAACCAGUUUGAGGGCCCACUUCCUAAAACUGUAGCCUUCAACAAUGCUAAAAUUGAAGCAUUGAGAAAUAAUAAAGGCUUGUGUGGAAAUGUCACUGGCUUGGAGCGUUGCCCAACAUCAAGUGGGAAAUCUCAUAAUCAUAUGAGAAAGAAAGUCAUAACAGUAAUUUUACCCCUUACUUUGGGCAUUCUAAUAAUGGCAUUAUUUGUUUUUGGAGUCUCGUAUUAUUUAUGCCAAGCUUCAACGAAAAAAGAAGAGCAGGCUACAAAUUUACAAACUCCAAACAUAUUUGCAAUAUGGAGUUUUGAUGGCAAAAUGAUAUUCGAGAAUAUUAUUGAAGCCACAGAAAACUUUGACAGCAAGCAUCUCAUUGGGGUUGGAGGGCAAGGAUGUGUUUACAAGGCAGUGUUGCCUACAGGUCUAGUUGUUGCUGUGAAGAAACUCCAUUCGGUUCCAAAUGGAGAAAUGCUCAAUCAGAAAGCUUUCACAAGUGAGAUCCAAGCUUUGACAGAAAUUCGACACCGUAACAUUGUAAAGUUAUAUGGGUUUUGUUCGCAUUCACAGUUCUCAUUUUUGGUGUGUGAAUUCCUGGAGAAGGGCAGUGUAGAGAAGAUUUUGAAGGAUGAUGAUCAAGCAGUUGCAUUUGAUUGGAAUAAAAGGGUGAAUGUUGUCAAAUGUGUAGCAAAUGCUUUAUUCUAUAUGCACCAUGACUGCUCGCCUCCAAUUGUUCAUCGUGAUAUAUCAAGCAAGAAUGUUCUUUUGGAUUCAGAAUAUGUAGCUCAUGUCUCAGACUUCGGAACAGCCAAGUUUCUUAAUCCUAAUUCAUCCAAUUGGACCUCAUUUGUAGGAACCUUUGGAUAUGCUGCUCCAGAGCUUGCAUACACAAUGGAAGUUAAUGAGAAAUGUGAUGUGUAUAGUUUUGGGGUCCUAGCGUGGGAAAUACUUUUAGGAAAGCACCCUGGUGAUGUUAUAUCAUCUUUAUUGCUAUCAUCUUCGUCGAAUGGUGUGACCUCAACACUUGAUAAUAUGGCAUUGAUGGAGAACUUGGACGAACGUCUCCCUCAUCCAACAAAGCCUAUUGUUAAGGAGGUGGCAUCAAUUGCAAAGAUAGCAAUUGCCUGCCUGACUGAAAGUCCACGAUCUCGCCCUACCAUGGAGCACGUUGCCAAUGAGCUUGUAAUGUCAUGAAGCUCAUCUUCAAUGGAUUAGCUCUACAUUGCCACUUAUAUAUAGCUGAAAGAUUGAACUUACAAAGCAUGUUUGAGUUCUAUGUUUUUUGAUGUAAUGUCUAAGUUCUACUUGUUCUAUUCUAUUGUGUUGUAUUGUUUAUUUUGCAAGUCAGUUUAUUUUAAACUUAUGAUGUAUCAAUUGGGGAUUUAUUUGGAUUUUGAACUUAUGAUAUAUUAGUAUAUUACCACUUUGAGAUCAAUAAGAUUUUGUUUUGUUUUUCCAUUCA